AAAGCAUGAACUGUUUUUCACACUGUCUUUUAUUCUUUUAAGGGGAGAUAGCUACUCUUGCCCCCAGUAAUCUUUAUUUUUAUCUUCUCCCUUUCAUAUCUCAAGCCAGGUAUGGCAACAUCCUCUCAAGACUCUUCCUCUUCCAAGAGACACUUCCAUUGGACUAACAAAGUUGCAACCGAAGAUACCGAAGCCUCUUCAACAACACCUAAUGAGGAUGACAAGAAUGGAAGAUCAGGUAUUAAAACCCAUGUUUCUUUGUCCACACCAAGGAAGAAAAAGCUUCCGGCUGCUGCUGUUUCCAUCGCAAGGCUCCGAUCUGCUGUUUCAUCUUUUAGGAAGAGCCGUUCGAGCCUUCCUUUUGGCCUCGGGUCACGAGUGAUCGGUACUCUUUUUGGUUACAGGCGAGGACACGUUCACUUCGCCUUGCAGAAAGAAGCCGGUUCCCCACCAGCUUUCCUCGUCGAACUGGCGACGCCCAUAAGUGGUUUGGUUCGAGAAAUGGCGUCCGGGUUGGUCAGGAUUGCUCUAGAGUGCGAUAAACCCAAAGCAGAAGACCAUAAUAAAAAGGGUACUACUGUAGUGAGAUUGCUAGAAGAGACCACUUGGAGAACUUACUGCAAUGGAAAGAAAUGUGGGUUUGCUACGAGGAGGGACUGUGGUGACAGAGAAUGGAAGAUUUUGAAAGCUGUGGAGCCAAUCUCCACCGGAGCAGGGGUUUUACCGGCCGGGAAUGAAGUUGAAGCUGGUCCUGACGGUGGUGAACUUAUGUAUAUGAGGGCUAAAUUCGAGAGAAUUGUUGGGUCAAGAGAUUCAGAAGCUUUCUAUAUGAUGAAUCCUGAUAGCAAUGGAACACCUGAACUUAGUAUCUAUUUGCUUAGAGUUUGAAAGUUACAUUCCCAUGGAAGAUCUGAGCUUAUUUUGCUUUUUUUUAAGGGGUAUACAUGUGAUAAUUCGUCUUGCUUUCAUUUAGAGCCAUGGAAAUUGGGGGUUUAAUUGUACUAGUGUUUUUUUGUGUUAGUUUAGGUGGGAGGGGUGAAAUACAUUAUAACAUGAUGAUGGUGAUGAUGGUAGGUGGGGGGUCUUAAAAGCUGUGUAUAUGUACAGUUUUCUUCUUCAGUCUUUGAUCAAGUAAAUGAGGCACUGUGCCUAGUGCAUGCAA
Gossypium arboreum is the source of this 1162-nucleotide messenger RNA. Its product is annotated as protein MIZU-KUSSEI 1-like. The coding region runs from base 112 to 888 and encodes 258 amino acids. NCBI's taxonomy places the organism in Eukaryota, Viridiplantae, Streptophyta, Magnoliopsida, Malvales, Malvaceae. The transcript has a single exon. The record is from RefSeq and is a predicted model, not a curated record. Gene Ontology annotation, biological process: hydrotropism.